AGAAAAUUCUAGAUUUUCUUCAAUAUUUAUAUUGUUUUGAAUGAAAAUGACGGUUAAAAGCAAAGUUAAGGAUAAACUGCAAGAUGAGACUCUUGAUUUGAGCUGGUGUGACCUUACCGAGGUGCCUGUUAAGGAGAUUGCAACAAUUAAGAAAGCCUCGCACUUGGAUUUGUCCAAUAAUCAGUUGGUUUCCAUUCCUGAAACAAUUGUUAGUUUAACGCAUAUUGUUAAACUCGAUCUCAGCAAAAACCUGUUAACUGAAAUACCUGAGAAUAUUGGAGAAAUGAAACAGUUGAAGUAUUUGGAUUUGUACAGCAAUCAGAUCAGUAGAUUGCCGCUGAGCAUGGGUGAUUUGAAAAAUCUCAAAUGGUUGGACCUAAAAGACAAUCCACUGACAUCAGCUGUUGCCAGUGUAGCUGGCCCAUGCAACAAUCUUGCCGAAUGCGUGCAGUGUGCUCGUAGUAUCGUAUCGCACCUGAGUCGAAUCAGGCAAACCGUCGAGGAGGAGAAGAAAAGAAGAAAUGAAGCAUCGACAGCUGCAAGUGCACCUGCUCCAACGAAUAAAAAAGAAAAGAAGAAGAAAAAGAAGAAUAAUGUGAAGGAUGAGAAACAGAAUCAGAAGGAUGGUGAUGGAAAAAUUUCAGCGAGUCAUGAGGGGGCUAUUGAUCACACAUCUCAGCUUCGUGAACGGAACAGGGGGAAAUCGGGUGAAUCAUCAUCAGAAGGUGAGGGGGACAGCGGGUGCUCACUGUUGUCUGCAACAUUCUCAUUCAUUAUCGUGUUAGGACUGAUAUCGAUCUGCAUAAUAAUUCUUCUUCCGAAAAUGAAUUCACACUACUCAGCUUUCAUCGUUGGCUAUCUUGAAAAUCAGACGACAUUACCGGUGGGGGAGUACCAGAAAUGGGGAAUUGAAAAGUUUGAUGUGUAUUCAGAAGUUGUGAUGGCAUUUCUAGGUCGUAUGAAAACACUAGUAUCAGAGAUUUUUGCUAAAAUAAUUGGCGAGCAGCACAAAUGUUGCGGCAAUUGAUUGAAAAAUAUCAAUUAAGUAUCUCCUGGAAUGAAGAUUGUCUUCUCAUUUCCGACUGAAUGCAACUGAAUUUAAUUGUGUAAUUUAAUAGAGAGAGACAUUUGUUACCGAAAUAAAAUUAAUAUCACUCAAUCAAA
This is a messenger RNA of Diachasmimorpha longicaudata, 1164 nucleotides long. RefSeq names its product leucine-rich repeat-containing protein 59-like. The record is from RefSeq and is a predicted model, not a curated record. Bases 41 to 1027 code for a protein of 328 amino acids. The transcript is spliced from 5 exons. NCBI's taxonomy places the organism in Eukaryota, Metazoa, Arthropoda, Insecta, Hymenoptera, Braconidae. Gene Ontology annotation, molecular function: protein binding.